Messenger RNA from Spinacia oleracea (spinach), 1225 nucleotides. RefSeq lists its product as uncharacterized. NCBI's taxonomy places the organism in Eukaryota, Viridiplantae, Streptophyta, Magnoliopsida, Caryophyllales, Amaranthaceae. The record is from RefSeq and is a predicted model, not a curated record. The transcript is spliced from 2 exons. Bases 246 to 911 code for a protein of 221 amino acids.
UCGGUUGCUUCUUCUCUUUUUUUCCCAUUUUCACACUUUUUCCUUAUUCAUCAACUCUUUUUUACAACUCUCUUUCGCUCUCUAUACUUUCUCUCUCUAAGUAAGCUCUUAUCAUCUACGACCACCAGCGAGAAACACCACAGAUUUAAAGGGAUAUAAUCGCCAACUACUUACUUGAUCAACGUUACUCAACCAAGAUUUAUUUAAAUAUAGGAGUAUCUUUUUGAAAGAACAAAAAGAUUAAAAUGAAGGUGGUUUGGUCUCCUGAAAAUGCUUCUAAAGCUUACAUCGACACCGUUAAAUCUUGUGAAUUAUAUCAAGAAUCAGGAGUAGCAGAAUUAAUAUCAGCGAUGGCAGCAGGUUGGAAUUCAAAGCUAAUAGUAGAAACAUGGUCACAUGGUAAUUUCACACCUCGAAGCAUCGGCCUCGCAAUCGCAGCUCGUCACACGAGUGGCCGACACGUGUGCGUAGUACCCGACGACCGUUCUCGCAACGAUUACAUGCAAGCCAUGUCCUCCGCCGCAGCCGGCGUACCAUUACCGGAGAUUAUCGUCGGAGAACCUGAAGAAGUGAUGGCGGAAAUCGACGGCGUUGACUUUUUAGUGGUGGAUAGUCGACGGAGGGAUUUUUCAAGGUUUUUGAGGUUAGCUAGGUUGAGUAGUCGAGGGGCAGUUUUGGUAUGUAAAAAUGCUGAGGUUAAAACGUCGUCGUUUGGGUUUAAGUGGAGAGGUGUUCUAGAUGGAGGGAAGUAUCGUGUAGUACGCACUGCUUUCUUACCUGUGGGUCCAGGGUUAGAUAUCGCACACGUGUCAACAUCUAGUAGUUCUGUUGCAUUAACAACGAAGAAGAAGCGUUGGAUUCGACAUGUCGACCAGAUUUCUGGUGAGGAACACGUCAUCAGAACCAUCUGAUGAGAUAUUUUUUUUGUUUCGACUUUAACUGAAAAAACCAAUUUAGGGAUGAAAUGAAUUUGUCUUUAUUUCUUUUUUUCUUUUAUUUUAUUUUUAUAUUUUUGGUAGUGAAAUAAGGGACUUUGUUGACUAAAUAAUAAAUGUAAAUAUAAAUGAGUUGGGGGUAUCAUAUGAGACAUUAUCUAUCCAUGCAAAAUGUUUCAGAAGUUGUAAUAUGGUCUAACUGAUUAGGCCACAACUUUGUACAGACUAAAUAUGAGUGAAUAUGAAAGUUUUGUUCAUAUACUUAAUGAGAAGUUAUUUUCUUUUUCGUA